Molecule: messenger RNA, 1530 nt
Organism: Aureobasidium musti
Lineage: Eukaryota; Fungi; Ascomycota; Dothideomycetes; Dothideales; Saccotheciaceae
Source: the annotation of a GenBank genome assembly
CAAAAGACUGUCAUUGUCGGUGCUGGUCCUGUCGGUGCUCUUGCAGCACUUUACGCUGCUGGCCGUGGUCAUGAAGUAGAGGUUUACGAACUACGAGGAGACCCAGCCACUGUUCCACUCAAUUUCACCAAGUCCAUCAACCUGGCUCUAUCAGAGCGUGGAAUCAACGGGCUCAGAAAGGCCAAUGUCCCCGGUUUGAUCGAGUCUGUGCUGGAGGAGACUAUUCCCAUGCAUGGCCGCAUGAUCCACGGUGCGAAGCAAGGAGAGGUCUACGAAGAAUCGCAAAACUACGACAUCUAUGGAAGGGUACUUGACUCUGAAUCCUUCUNNGCUAUUCGUGCAGUGGAUAGAGCAGGACUCAACAAGCGUCUUCUCGAUGAGCUAGACAAAAUGCCGAACGUCAAGCUGCUGUUCAAUCACAAGCUAGUAGGUGCAGACUUCAAGAAGAACAAGGCUUGGUUCGAAAGGCGUGACGAAGGUGUGCGACAAGACCACGCUCAAAACCCAACUCAAGGAAAAGAAGCUCCUCACGCCUCCAGUGAAAUCGAGGUGUCUUUUGAUUUCAUGAUCGGUGCAGAUGGUGCUCAUUCUGCCGUUCGUUACCACUUGAUGAAGUUUAUACGCAUGUCAUACCAGCAGGAGUAUAUCGAUACACUCUGGUGUGAGUUCCAUAUGGACCCAUCAGCAACAAACGAUUUCCAGAUCUCGCCUAAUCAUUUACACAUCUGGCCCGGCGGUGAAUUCAUGUUCAUCGCCAUUCCAUCUCUGGAUAAAUCUUUCACCUCGACAUUAUUCCUACCUGCUAAAAUCUUCGCCGAGCUAGACAAGAAUCCUUCAUCCUUGGUAGACUUCUUCAACAAGAACUUCCCUGGUGUAGCAGGAAAACUCAUCCCAGAGGCCGAAUUGCAGAAGCAGUACAAGGAAAACCCGCAUCUACCACUCAUCAGCAUCAAGUGCUCACCAUACCACUUUGGCUCUUCCGCCGUCAUUCUAGGCGAUUCGGCACACGCCAUGGUUCCUUUCUACGGUCAAGGCAUGAACGCAGGACUCGAAGACGUGCGCGUGCUCUUCGAACAUCUAGACGCAAACAGCCAAGAUGCCUUGGGUCGCGCAAAGGCACUCGACGACUACUCUGACAAUCGCGCACCGGACGCAGCAGCAAUCAACGACCUCGCUCUCCGCAACUAUCAGGAAAUGCGUGCAGAUGUGGUUUCUCCAAUCUAUCGACUGCGCAAGUGGAUCGAGGAGAAAAUGACUGUCUACCUUCCAACAGCCGGUUUCGCAACCCAGUACUCUCGUGUGAGUUUCGGCAAUAUACGCUACUCGGAGGUAGAGAGGUUGGCACAGAAGCAAGGAAACAUUCUGCUCGGUGGUAUGGCGGGUAUUGUCGCUUUGCUGAUCCCUGCAAUGGGAUAUGCCAGCUGGGCCAUCUGGAGAUGGAACCGUGCAUCGCACGCUUCCAGGUUCUCGGUCAAGAGCAUUGCAAGCUUGGGCGACAUCACCGAAAGAAUUGGAAGGAUCUUCACCUAG